GCGGGAGACCCGAGCAGAACGGGCUUUAACGGGGCUGCAGGAGAAGAUUGUUUCCUUCAUGUGUCAUUAACUGAUCGUUGAAUCCCAGUAUGUCUCAGAAGAACCCGUUUCAGGUAGUGAACAUCCCCUGGAGGAACAAUAACUUCAGUGUGAUGAGCAGCGACCCGCCGCUGUCCGAUCAGGGAGAGACGAUCAUCGGGAUUUACCUGCUGCUGCUCGGUUGGCUGUCGUGGUUUGGCAACAGUAUCGUGCUCUUCGUCCUGUUCAAACAGAGAUGUUCUCUCCAGCCCACUGAUUAUCUGACGCUGAACCUCGCCGUAUCGGACGCCAGCAUCUCCGUCUUCGGAUAUUCCCGAGGAAUCCUCGAGAUCUUCAAUGUGUUCAAGGAUAACGGAUACCUCAUCACAUCGGUGUGGACGUGCCAGAUUGAUGGUUUCUUUACGUUGGUUUUUGGUCUCGGCAGCAUCAACACACUGACCAUCAUCAGUGUCAUCAGAUACAUCAGAGGAUGUCACCCGAAUAAAGCACACUGUAUCACCAACGCCACGGUGUUGAUCAGCAUUAUUUUCAUUUGGAUCGGAGCGUUGUUCUGGUCCGGCGCACCCAUCCUCGGCUGGGGCAGUUACACAGAUCGGGGAUACGGCACCUGUGAGAUCGACUGGGUGAAAGCCAAUUAUUCCACCAUCCACAAGUCCUACAUCAUCUCCAUCCUGAUCUUCUGCUUCUUCAUCCCAGUGAUGAUCAUGUUGUUCUCAUAUAUAUCGAUUAUAAACACGGUGAAACGGGGCAAUGCCAUGUCUGCAGAGGGCGACCUGACGGACAGACAGAGGAAAAUCGAGAGGGACGUCACAAUUGUGUCUGUUGUGAUCUGCACGGCUUUCAUUCUCGCCUGGUCUCCGUACGCGGUGGUGUCCAUGUGGUCCGCGUGGGGUUUCCACGUGCCGAAUCUCACCAGCAUCUUCACGCGACUCUUCGCCAAAUCUGCGAGCUUCUACAACCCCCUCAUUUAUUUUGGCCUCAGCUCAAAGUUCCGCAAAGACGUGAGCGUGCUGUUGCCCUGCGGCGGUGACGGCAAAGACACUGUCAAACUGAAACGCUUCAAAAAGAUCAAGGGGAAGGCAGACGCAGCGUCACCCGGCGCCCCACGGCAACGCCUCAGAGCAGACGGCGAGGAAAACCACGAGCCCCAGUUACAAAAGUACGAGAAAAAGUACAAGCCGGGACAGGAGCCACCAAACCCCGCCCCUAGCCCGGAUUCAGGGGUGGGCAGUCAUCAUGAAACUCCGCCCCCUGCCAAAAAACAGGUGUUUUUCAUCGAUGUACCCGAGCCAUCGGAAACACCCGAGUCCGAGUGCAUCAGACUGUAGAUUACGAGCGAUAUACAAUGUUAUUUAUUCUUGUUUGGUUUUUGUAUUUAAGUUUACUUUGCAAAAUGUCACGCAAUGAUUAGCAGCUUAAAAAGCUAUUUUUGUAAAUUAUGGCGAUAAAUGUGAACUAUUGUGUUUUCUAUCCAAACAGUGUACAUCAAUAUUAAUAUAUGUACGUAGUAUAUGCUUAUAUGCUGUUGAUUUAUUUUUCUAGUAACACAGAAAUUAUUCAAUUAUUCAUUAAUUUUUCCCAGCAGUCCUGAAAAUGUCUGACAACUUGCAGAAAAUCAAACGAGCUGUUGCGUAUUAUUAAAAGGCAGCAUGUUUUUGUGUUUGCAUAUAAUUAAAGGAAUAUUCCGGGUUCAACACGAGUUAAUCUCAGUCGACGUCCACAAAUUAAUGUUGGCUGGUUCCUCCUUUAAUAAAAGCACAAAUGUGUGUUCCAGUGACACUCUUACAAUGGAAGUCAAUGGGGCAAUUUUUGGAGGUUUAAAGACAGAAAUGUGAAGAUUAUAAUUGUAUAAAAGCACUUCCAUUAAUUCUUCUGUUAAACUCGUGUAUUAUUUCAGCUGUAAAGUUUACAGCGUUCAUCAUCAUCAUGGUAAUAAAGUUGUAUAAUUGUCUCUAUCUUCACACAGAUGUGGUCAGUAAGUGAUUUAAUGACAGUAAAAUCAUGUUAACACACAUAUUGUUUAUGUGUCGAUACUUUUGAAACAGUAUUUUAAUGUUACAGAUUAAACCCCAUUGACUUCCAUUGGAAGGGUCUCACUGGAACACACAUUUGUGCUUUUUUUUUGACAAGACGAAAUUCAUUUUUGUGGUGAUCAGAUUUAUGCCACAUCCUGUCGAUUGAGCUGAACAUGAAUUGAACCCGGAAUAUUUCAAGUAAAUAAAAGAAAAUCCAGUCAAGCU
Molecule: messenger RNA, 2279 nt
Organism: Xyrauchen texanus (razorback sucker)
Lineage: Eukaryota; Metazoa; Chordata; Actinopteri; Cypriniformes; Catostomidae
Gene: opn6a
Product: opsin 6, group member a
Exons: 6
Coding region: 90-1367 (425 amino acids)
Biological process (GO): G protein-coupled receptor signaling pathway
Cellular component (GO): membrane
Molecular function (GO): G protein-coupled receptor activity
Source: RefSeq, a predicted model, not a curated record